GGAAUCGGCGCUGUGUAGUAUUUUGUGUGCAGGUAGUGACUCGGCGGAGGGAUAUAGGAUUAGCUUACUUCAAAGCACAUCAAAGGGCGCGUGGUUUUAUCUCUAUAAGAGCAGACGACACUUUAAGCAAAAUGGAAGCUACGAAAGCGAGCAGACGAGAAAUGAGUGAAAUUGAAGAUUUUGUAAAAGAUUGAAUUUUAAAGAAAGGAUUUCGAAGUGGGACAGAGAUUUAGUAAACUAUGUUGAAUGUCUUGUCCCUCCUGACGGGGGUAUGUGUCUGUGUGGGGGUAGUGUGCGCGGGGAGGGGGACAGCGUUCCGGAACGAUUACCUCGUAUCCGACAGAGCAGAUGAAUACGAUCCAGAAGAUUUCCCUAAUCUGAGCACGAAUGGAGACGAGGAAAUACGAACGCGACCCCCGCUUGACCCCAAAGGCAGCUGGUUAGAAUUCGUUCGCCAUUCAGACAGGAUAAACAAUAGGAAAAUGUCAAAGAAUAAACGGAAGAAAAAAAGGAAAACAUUGGUAAGAAAGACAAGCCAGGGCUCCCUUUUGCGUUCCUCUGAGCCGAAGGCCCAACAUGGCCUCAUUGGUCCGCCCGGCCCCCCUGGCCCCCAGGGACCUCCAGGACCCCCCGGGGCGAUGAUCACCAAGGAGGAAAUGUUGGCAGAGUUUAGAACAAUGGUUAAAGAAGCUGCGGAAAAGAGAGCAGAAGAAUUAUUAACAGAGAAGUGCGAAGCCUGCAGUUCCCUCCUGAACGGAAGUUACGUAUUACCAACGGAAGUGGAUGAGGUGCUGCUCGUACCACGGGUCACGGUAGCAUUCCACAUGCGCCUGCGUAGUAACAUCAUUGUUGCUCGGAGGACUUUUAUGGAGCUGAAAAAUUUCCAUCAGCCAUUUGGUGGGGGAGCUUUCCAUCGAGGGGACGUCUUCAACGCCCGGGACGGCCGUUUUGUUGCACCACGUGAUGGGGUCUAUCACUUUGCUGCUAAUUUGCAUAUUCAAAUUAAGAAGAAAGGUCGAGGCAGCAAACGUUUGAGGAAAAGAGACAACAUCAAGAUCCAAGUGUGCAUAGACUCUCUAUGCCAGAAAAACACGUCCCUGGAGUACGUGACGGGUCUCGAGACCAACAGCAAGCUCUUUACAACCAGCGUCAGUGGAUUGUUGGAGUUAAAGGCUGGGCAGUACGCAUCGGUGUAUAUGGAUAACUCUUCCGGUAUCGUUGUUAGGAUACAGAACGGAUCAGACUUUACUGGGAUUCUCUUCGGCGUCUAGCACUGCAUGCCGGGACAUGUGACGUGACUACCUCUUUGACACUUUGUAAUGCUUUUGAGCAGAAACAAUUUCAAGAUCACGUGACUCAGCACGUUGUCGGAACACUACUGCAUUUACCUCGUAUCACGGUUCAAAGGUUGUGAAAGGAUUGUCACGUGAUCGAGUUCAGCCGCUCUCUGCGGGCUGCUGGUGAUAAACAACAUGGCCACUGACCAGAUCGUGUUUUGUCUGUGUAUUGUUCAGCUAGUCCAUGUUGUGAGAAGACGAGAACGACCUUUAUGAUCACUGGUCACUUGACAAACACGUGACUCGAACGUUGUCCAUAUAAGGACACGAACUGCCAGAAAUCGUCAUGGCGGAUCUGUGUGGGUAUGUUCAAUUCAGAUUGACUGUGAAGUUAAAGAAGAAUGAAUUUAAAGAAUACAUAUCAAGUUGUUAUGGAGCACAAACAAGCGUGUAGAACUCCACGGGUUGAAAUCGACGAAUCCUUGUUGAUAUUGUCGGGCAGUUUAUCGAAAUCCGGUUAUUUCAGGUUUACAGUUGGGCACAUAAUCUCUGACGCAACGUUAGACACGAGACCUUUGAUUGUUGCCCGAGAACUAUGACUUCUGAGCCAAGUGUUGUGAAUAUCUGUUCCACGUAUAUAGCGACAUUUUCACAUCAACGAGGUAUCUCCUUUCAUCUGCCUUACAGUGGUAGCCCGAAGCUUCAGACCACUUCAAUGACCAGCUUGGUAUUCCUGCGUAAUCAGUAAUCAGCAAUCAGUAAUCAGUAAGGAAGCAGUUUCGUGGAAUUGACAGAUAAAGUGAAAUUCUCUCGUCUUUGAGUGACAAUGAACAGCAAGUAACACGUAUCUUGGACACUAUGAAAGCACAUAAUGUUUGUAUUAUAAUUUUUUUGAAGAACGCCAAUUACUAGAUCUGAAGUUUCGGACCACUUCAAUGUCCCGACCCUAUGUGACGUUUAUAUAUGUGUGUACGCUGGGAGUCAUCGGUUAAUAUACUGCAUGUACACGUGAUUUAUGACCUCCUUUAGUGAAUGUAUAAAACUAUUUAUUGUCAUAGGAUUUA
This is a messenger RNA of Haliotis rubra (blacklip abalone), 2341 nucleotides long. RefSeq names its product adipolin-like. Gene Ontology annotation, molecular function: hormone activity. NCBI's taxonomy places the organism in Eukaryota, Metazoa, Mollusca, Gastropoda, Lepetellida, Haliotidae. The coding region runs from base 240 to 1271 and encodes 343 amino acids. The transcript has 9 exons. The record is from RefSeq and is a predicted model, not a curated record.